AUGGCAGCGGAUUUAAAUUUUAGACUACCCCAGGAGGGUACUAACCUCACUAGUGUUAGAGAAUCCCUCCCUGAGUAUCAAAACUCAGGCUGCCCUACGUACUCUGGGGAGGGCAAAAGUCCGCUUUAUAAACCACCUAAGCGUAAAAGGCGCAAAAAGUCAUCCAAACCACCACCUGUGCUAUCAGUAGACUUCUGCAAUGUGAGAGGCUUACACUCCAACCUCAAUGCCGUCCACCACCACCUGGAGACGGCAAAGCCAGACUUAUUAUUUCUGACAGAGACUCAAAUUCGUCCUCCUCUUGACACAUCAUACCUUCACUACCCAGGUUACAAACUGGAGCACACUUUUAUUCCUAAAGCUGGUGUAUGUGUUUUUGUAAAGGAGGAUAUUAGUUGUCGUCGCAUCAACAAUCUCGUUAGCUCUAACCUGUCAACUCUCUGGCUUCGUAUAGACUGCAAUGACCAUCCUCGGGUCUAUGCGUGCGUGUACAGGUCGCAUAGUGGUGAUGCUGAAACCGACCGGCUUAUGGAGCACCUUCAAAUCACAGCUGACGCAGUACUCGAACAGAUCCCCUCUGCUGAAAUCAUCGUCUUAGGCGAUUUUAAUGCCCAUCAUAUUCAAUGGUUAGGGUCACGGCUUACUGACCAUGCGGGGAGAUCAGUUUACGACUUUGCAUUGGCUAAUGGUCUAAAACAACUGGUGGCUUCGAUCACGCGGCUGCCAGAUAUCGUGGACCAUACUCCUUCCAUGCUAGACCUCCUGCUCACCUCCCACCCGGAUAACUAUCGGGUCGAUACAGUCGCCCCUCUAGGCACAUCAGAUCAUUGCCUGAUUCGCAGUGUGGUGCCAAUCUUGCGCUCAAGGCGGCCCCGAUCAGGUGGCUGCCGUCGCGUUUGGCACUACAGAGCGGCUGAUUGGGAUGGGAUGCGGGAGUUCUUUUCAUCCUACCCCUGGAAGCAAGUUUGUUUUGCACACGAUCCUAGUGCUUAUGCUGACUCUGUCGCGGAUGUGAUACUGCAGGGAAUGGAACUUUUCAUACCGAGUUCUGUAGUUCCCAUCGGCGGCAAGUCCCAGCCUUGGUACGGUCAUCUCUGCAAAGUGGCAUUUCGCCAGAAGCAGGAAUGUUUCCGUAAUUGGGCAGACGCAUUAUUUAAACAGGAUCCGAAUACCAGUGCUCUUAAAAAACAAUAUAACUUUGCCUCCAGACACUACAAAAGGAAAAUAAGCAUUGCAAAGUCCGAGUUUAUAAGCGGUAUUGGCAAGAAACUGACACGCUACCCUUCUGGUAGCCGAGCUUUCUGGUCACUUGCUAAAGCCGCCCAAGGAAACUUCUGUCAGCCGACGUUCCCACCUUUGCGCCGGGAAGAUGACACCUUGGCACACUCGCCCAAAGAGAAAGCCGACCUAUUGGGCGCUCUCUUCGCUUCCAAUUCCACCUUGGACGAUGGGGGAAAGGUACCGCCUACCAUCUCACGGUGCCAGUACUUUAUGUCCGAUGUGCGCUUUACACAAAGUAAAGUGCGAAAAGUACUUUUCUCUCUAGACACCCAUAAAGCGAGUGGCCCGGAUGGUAUCCCUGCAAUUGUCUUGAGAACGUGUGCUCCAGAAUUGGCUCCCGUUUUUUCGCACUUGUUUCAACACUCCUAUGAUGUCGGCAUUGCCCCUGCUUCGUGGAAAACCGCCGCAGUGCACCCGAUCCCUAAGAAAGGCGAUCAAUCGGACCCCUCUAACUACAGGCCCAUUGCUAUUACCUCUUUGCUCUCAAAAGUCAUGGAAGGCAUAAUCAACCGUCAGCUCUUAGGUUACCUAGAGGAGAACCAGCUGAUCAGUGACCAUCAGUAUGGCUUUCGCCAUGGACGAUCAGCUGGUGAUCUCUUGGCCUUUCUAACUCACCGAUGGGCUGCGGCUAUUGAGAGUAAAGGGGAGGCACUAGCCGUUAGUCUUGACGUCGCAAAAGCCUUUGAUCGGGUGUGGCACCGGGCUCUCCUUUCGAAGCUUACAUCAUAUGGACUCCCCGAGAAGUUACGCACAUGGAUAGCCAGCUUUCUUGCAGCACGAAAUAUUCGGGUCGUGGUCGAUGGAUCGAGCUCGGAUCUUAUGCCUGUGAACGCUGGCGUCCCCCAAGGCUGUGUUCUUUCACCCACACUAUUCCUUCUGCAUAUCAAUGACAUGUUACAAAUUAGUAACAUUCAUUGCUAUGCAGAUGAUAGUACUGGAGACGCCUCUUACACUGGCCAUGCUAACUUCUCGCAUGAAAUUGUCGAUGAGUGCAGAAACACUCUUGCGUUGAAAAUCGAAACUCUUUUGGGAGAAGUUUCAGAGUGGGGUCGUCAAAACCUCGUCGAGUUUAACCCCGCUAAGACGCAACUAUGUGCUUUUACGGCCAAAAAAAAGCCAUUUGAAUCAGCUCCCCUCUUUUUGAACACUCCCCUCAGCGUCAAGCCUAGCAUCGCAAUUCUUGGCGUCAAUGUUUCUAACGAUGUUCAGUUUCGCGAUCAUUUGGAAGGUAAAGCUUCUCUAGCUUCUAAAAAACUGGGCGUCCUUAAUAGAGCGAAGCAGUACUUCAGGCCCGACCAUCUUCUUUUACUUUAUAAAGCUCAGAUACGGCCACACAUGGAGUACUGCUCACAUCUCUGGGCUGGUGCCCCGUUUUACCAACUCCUUCCACUUGAUCGCGUACAACGUAGAGCAGUUAGAAUGAUUGGCGACCCAAGACUUAGCGAUCAACUUGACCCUCUUGCCUUGCGAAGGGACAUUGCCUCGCUGUGUGUCUUCUAUCGCAUAUACCAUGGGGAGUGUUCAAAUGAGCUAUUCGAGCUCAUACCUGCUGCGGAAUUCCAUCACCGCACCGCCCGCCAUAAAGCCAACUUCCAUGCACAUCAUUUGGACCGCUGGCGAACGAGUACCGUACGCUUCUCGCGACACUUUUUUCCACGUACCACCACCCUGUGGAACAGUCUGCCAAGUUCGGUGUUUCCGCACAUGUAUGACUUAGACUUAUUUAAAAAGAGAGCCUACACCCACCUUCGAAAGUCGGUAACAGCCUCACAAAGGUAA
This is a messenger RNA of Colias croceus (clouded yellow), 3060 nucleotides long. RefSeq lists its product as uncharacterized. The transcript has a single exon. Gene Ontology annotation, molecular function: catalytic activity. Bases 1 to 3060 code for a protein of 1019 amino acids. NCBI's taxonomy places the organism in Eukaryota, Metazoa, Arthropoda, Insecta, Lepidoptera, Pieridae. The record is from RefSeq and is a predicted model, not a curated record.